Molecule: messenger RNA, 2253 nt
Organism: Mercenaria mercenaria
Lineage: Eukaryota; Metazoa; Mollusca; Bivalvia; Venerida; Veneridae
Exons: 11
Coding region: 1-2253 (750 amino acids)
Cellular component (GO): endomembrane system
Molecular function (GO): 1-acylglycerol-3-phosphate O-acyltransferase activity
Source: RefSeq, a predicted model, not a curated record
AUGUCAAUUGUCGGACAAAGCCUGUUGUUGUUUCCUGAGGGCACGAGAUGGACACCAGAGAAACAUGCUAUAUGCCAGAAAAUUGCCAAGGAAAAGGGAUAUCCAGAAUAUAAACACAUGCUUUUACCCAGAACUAAAGGAUUUACUCUGUCUAUGCAGCUCAUGAAAGGAAAAGUUUUCUUAAUUAGUGCUCAAAUCUUGCCAGAGCCCUUAGUUCAAUAUAAUAACCGUAACUCGGUGUGCUAUGGUCCUGGAACACAUGGCCAGUUUCGUCCAUCCUGUCCGAACACCGACACCGUCAUUGCGGUACAGGAACUGAGAGUAGGCUCGAAACCAGUAGAAGCUGACUGUCCAAACAGCGUUACUGAAUGGACAGACCAUACCGGAAGUUACCUCGUGGAUCACUCUGAUAAUACUAAGAUUCUUAAUGAAUCUGCAUGUUGCUUUCCGGAUGAAGGUCAAGACUGUACAUUUAUAUAUAACUAUACAAAUUCUGGUUUAGAAUACAAGUAUCACAUUGAUUCGUCCGGGUAUUCAGAGAGCAAGCCAGAUAUGGAAGUAUCCUGGGAAAAGACACGUUGCAACAGCACGUCCAUUUAUCCGAUCGGCACACAUUUCAUGUACAUGGAUUACUCGUGUAUCAAACGUACGAAGAUAGGUGAUAUGUGUUCUAAUAGCACAUAUACCACAACGGAUGGUACAUUUUACCUUUACAAUUCUGGUUAUCCAAGCAGUGUUAAAGCGACCGUCGACUUUUGUCAAUGUGACAUUCAGUCAGAUGCAGCCAGCAUUCAGUUCUACACAAUUGAUUUACGUCUAAAGAAAGAUGGGAAUGAAUGUAAACAAUCACUUAAUAUAACAGAUUCUGAAGGAACAACUACCUGGGACUGUGAAUCAGCUCCGAUUUUCAACUUAACUAAGCGUAUCCAUUAUCCAGUUGUAACAGCAACAUUUAUAAAUGAUCUUCAAAUCGAUGGUGGUUAUGUCUGGAUUGGUGUUUCCGGUGACGGUGGCGACCAGGUACUAAUUGAUUGUAGAUAUCAAUUAAAAGAAGGCACGAUUCAAACUACGACACCCAUUCAAUAUACAAGCACUGCAAAAGGACCUACAGUCACAAUGUCAACUGCAUUAUCUAGCGAAAGCACGUUUGAAAUACAUCGGUCAACUGCAUCUGACGAAAGAACACCUGCACUACAGGAAUCAACUUUGUCAGCUAGUGAAAGUUCCUUUACAUUUUUUGGGCCCACUGUAUCUAUUAGUGAAACAACGUUUGCAAUACAUGAGUCAACAUUUUCAACUUACGCUAGCACUUCUGCUGUUAUUGACUCAACUAUGUAUACAAGUACCACAAGCAAAUAUACAACGCCAAAUACACAGUCUUCGACUCAUCCGUACACUAUCGUUAUCAAAGAUUAUCGACAAACAAUAAUAGUAUAUGUUGUAUGCGGAUUAGUGGUGCUUGUUCUCAUUUGUAUCUUGGUCAUGAAAAUAUGUAAAAAAGCUACAUCACAGGUUGGCCCAUUGAGGGUCGAAGAAGGAACCUCAUCCGGGACAAAUAGCGGUAAUAGAAGAUUAAGUAUGGAGACUAAGGCUGAUAACAGUAGUAAUGAUAACACUUCUUGCGGUAGGAACGAAGAUUCCGAAGAAACCGGAGAAAGAAGUUCAAUUUUGAAAGUAUUCGUGGCUGUCCCAGUUCAAAUCAAGAAAAAGAGCACUUCAAGUUUUGAAAGCGUUUGUGGCCCAUCGAGUUCUGAUGUGUGUAAUUCUCCGAUCAACGUAAGUUAUGCAACAGACAAUCACAAAACAGCACAAAGCGGUCAUCAUUUUGAUGAAAGUAGUUCUUCCGAAGAGGAUCACCAUAAUAAACCGAAUCUGGGUGAUCAAAUUCUAUACGAUCGCACUCGCAGUCGGCAUCCUCAAUAUGAUUAUCCCAUAACGGGUCCUGGCUUUAGUGGACAAUCGGAGGAAGAAACAAAUAUACACAGAGACAGCAAAAGAAAGAUGAAAUACGUUGACAAAGGCGGAAAAAACGAGGUUAAAGACUCAAAUAGUCCAGGACAUGUAUCUCUGACAGAUGCAAAUACAUUGAGUUCACACAAAAUGCCAAACUCAUCAAAUUCAUCACAUGACUAUCAGACAACUUCGACCCAAAGCACAGUACAAGGGCAGAGAUCUGUUCCAAGUUUAACAACUAUACAACACAAAGACUCUACUUCAAACAGUAACACAAUCGACAGGAAUGAUCACUACUAA